AUGAGUCGCUUUUGCAGGAGGGCUGUAACCGCCACAAACGCUUAUUGUGCGCCAAUCUUCAAAGCUUCUCCUAUCAGAACGAAAGGAGACAAGGGCGAUCGCGGCGAUCGCGGUAUGCCAGGACCGCCGGGACCGCCUGGUGCACCAGGACCAGCACAGCAAGUGUCUUACGGAGGUGAUGCAUCGAUUGUACGAGUUUAUCCGAGCACUCACGAGCUGUUCUCGUCCCGUGUACUCAUUGGCACGUUGGCUUUUGCCACUGCUACUCAACAGCUUUACAUUAAAGUGAACAACGGCUGGAAGGAGGUUAUGCUGGGAUCCUUCCAUCCAAUUCUGGAACAACGUCAAUCAGUGCCGAUAGUUUCUGAGCCGGACUUGCAAUCAAACCAUUUGGAAUACUGGGUGAGAGCUGAUGUUGUGUAUGUCAAUAUCAAUCAAUAUCUGGUUGUUCUUAGCGAGAUCGAGAGACGAUGUCUCGACAUCGACCCUGCGUACGCCGAUCGAUUACGUGGGAUACGGUACCCGGUAAGUGAUGAAUUUGUCACACUGUCACUUCGUCUCAUUAAGGAAACGGCUCGACCGGAUACACGGACAGCGCCGCCGUCGGUUCGCCGCGAGCUCCCUGGACCGGCUCCACCUCCACCUCCGCCACCGUAUCCCAUGGAUCAACAACUUCCACCACCUGCUCCUGCAUAUCCACAAGAUACUCCAGUACCACCACCACGCUUCCAACCAAGGCCACCGCCGGAUUACCUCUCAGUCAUGCAUCGUGACAGAACGAUCCACCUGAUUGCGUUGAAUGAACCAUUCGACGGGAACAUGCACGGAAUGCGUGGCGCAGAUCUUCAGUGCUAUCGCCAAUCGCGAAUGGCCGGCUUCACAACGACCUUCAGGGCAAUGCUGUCCAGUGAUGUUCAGGUAAAGGCGAAAGCUCAAAAAUUGUCACUCUUCUUGUUUCAUGCUCCGCAUUGUGCCAUUACCGCCGACUGGGACACACCUGUGGUGAAUAUCCGCGGUGAGCAUCUAUUCGCCAGUUGGCGUGCAGUGCUGAAUGAUGGACAGCGCAGUGUGCGACCGCUGUACUCAUUCAGCAGACACGACGUCCUUACAGAACGUCAUUGGCCGGACAAACGCAUCUGGCACGGUUCGUCAAGCGGCGGCAUCCGCGCCGGUGAUUACUGUGACGGAUGGAGGACGAAUAAUCCGUCUUUGUCUGCGAUGGCUGGCGAUUUACGAGUUCCUGGUGGUUUGAUCUCGGCAGCGCAGCCCGCGAGCUGCGAUCAAAAACUUAUCGUUCUCUGUAUCGAGGUUUGUGUCUGA
Messenger RNA from Ostertagia ostertagi, 1320 nucleotides. The record is from the annotation of a GenBank genome assembly. Lineage: Eukaryota; Metazoa; Nematoda; Chromadorea; Rhabditida; Trichostrongylidae.